This is a messenger RNA of Oncorhynchus tshawytscha (Chinook salmon), 1755 nucleotides long. Its product is annotated as enoyl-[acyl-carrier-protein] reductase, mitochondrial. Bases 275 to 1381 code for a protein of 368 amino acids. The transcript has 10 exons. Gene Ontology annotation, molecular function: trans-2-enoyl-CoA reductase (NADPH) activity. Gene Ontology annotation, biological process: fatty acid metabolic process. The record is from RefSeq and is a predicted model, not a curated record. NCBI's taxonomy places the organism in Eukaryota, Metazoa, Chordata, Actinopteri, Salmoniformes, Salmonidae. Gene Ontology annotation, cellular component: mitochondrion.
AUUACAAUUGGACCUUUUUCCAGACUUUCGUUCUCAUGAGGAACAUUGGGAAUUUACGAUUUUUAGAAGGCUGUUACACAAUCAUGAAGUAUUUAGUUUCAGGGUCACCACCACAGUGAAGAUGAGAUACAGGAAAACACAUACUUUCUUCACCCUCCCAGUCUAUUAGGACUUUCAGGUUUAAGGAAGUGAGAUUACUGAGAGGCAGUGUAACAUUAAUGCCAUGUAGAAGUAGAACUGGUUCAUCCAUAGUGUGGCCUUUGCUGCAAUCGUCAUGAGGAGGCCUCUGUUCAGACUGACCCAGAAGAGAGUGCUGCCCCUGUGGCAGAGAGAGAGCAGAACCACCCUGGCCCCUGGUGCUCUACGGCAAAUCCACUCCUGCUCAGCACUGGUCUACCGAAAGCACGGACAUCACUAUGACACAGUCAGAAUGGAGGAGAUGUCCUUGCCAGCCCUGGGUCAACACAGUGUCAGACUGAGGAUGUUGGCAGCACCAGUGAAUCCAGCUGAUAUUAACAUGCUACAAGGCACAUACCCAAUCCUUCCAGUGUUUCCUGCUGUGGGUGGGAAUGAGGGAGUGGGGGAGGUGGUGGAGGUUGGUCGGAAGGUCACCUCUCUGAGACCAGGGGACUGGGCCAUACCGUGGGAUGCUGGCUUUGGUACAUGGAGGACAGAGGCAGUGUGUGAGGCUGAUGACCUUCUCCAGGUCCCCAAGGACAUCUCUCUGCUGGGGGCUGCUACAAUUGGGGUGAACCCCUGCACUGCCUACAGGAUGCUGCAGGACUUUGUUACACUCAAACCAGGGGCCACUGUGAUGCAGAAUGGAUCCAACAGUGCAGUGGGUCAGGCUGUCAUUCAAAUAGCUGCUGCCUUGGGGUUGAAGACCAUCAACAUCAUCAGAGACAGACCCAAUCGACAAGAGUUGGAGGAGGAACUAAAAUCGAUGGGAGCUGAUUUUGUUAUCACUGAAGAAGAGCUGCAAUGUCUGGGUCUGGAUAACGUAAUUCAGGAGCUCCCAAAGCCCAUCCUGGGUUUGAACUGUGUGGGAGGCCGGAGUGGUGGACUUGUCCUCUCUAGUCUUUGUGAUGGGGCAACUUUAGUGACAUAUGGUGGGAUGGCCAAAAAGCCUCUCCAGAUUCCAGCUAAAUCUCUCAUUUUUAAGAAUAUAACGUUACAAGGAUUCUGGAUGACGCAGUGGAAAAGAAACAACAGUAAAGCAGAUGUGACGCAGCUACAGGCCAUGGUGACCUCUGUGUGUGAUCUAGUGAAGUCUGGCCAGCUCCAGCCACCUCAUUGUGUCCAGGUUCCCUUCCACCACUACAGCCAAGCCCUCCAGGCCACAAUACAGGCGCAUCAAAGGAAACAUGUACUGCUCAUGUAGUCACAAGCAAAACAAAAACACAGUAUCCUCCAUCAGGGAAACUUUUUAUUUUGCUUUCUUUUGUCAUUUAUCUUAUUGUGUCUGUUGCAUUAUACCAAAUGAGCACACACACCAAAAAGGAGUAAUUACGCAAUUAUUUACAAAAUGUUUAGUGGUCAUUUUAGAAGCUGUAGAACAUAUAGUAUACAACAACAAAAGGGACAUCUUUCAACAGUCAUAUUUACAGUAUAAAGCACGACAUAAGGGCAGGGAGAGGGUAUACACAGCACAUCGUUUAGCACAGCUCAUACAGCACAGUCAUAUCUGUAGUUAUACCAUUUUUGCAUUCUAAAUUGAAAUGUUCAGACAUGCACAUUAAAUUAUUUUAAACCGUU